Messenger RNA from Mandrillus leucophaeus (drill), 5323 nucleotides. RefSeq names its product dynein heavy chain 14, axonemal. The record is from RefSeq and is a predicted model, not a curated record. Gene Ontology annotation, molecular function: ATP binding; dynein intermediate chain binding; dynein light intermediate chain binding. The transcript has 32 exons. Lineage: Eukaryota; Metazoa; Chordata; Mammalia; Primates; Cercopithecidae. The annotation marks the transcript as partial. Gene Ontology annotation, cellular component: dynein complex. Gene Ontology annotation, biological process: microtubule-based movement.
AGACACAGAAAGUGAGACUGAGUUUGAGAAUAAAUACAUGUAUUAUGAAUUUCCAGAAUUUCCUACAAAUCUCUUUAUAGAUCCCAACAGAUUGGAGUUUUCAGUAAAAAUUCAAAAUAUGUUGACUAAUAUGGAAAAAUGUAUAACCACAAUUACUCCUCUUUGCCAAGAUCCUCACCUGUCUAUCUUCAUUGAUUUGGUUUCAACAAUGGAUUUACCUAAUAAGAUAGGAAGCAUAAUACAUUAUACAGAGCAGACCAGAUGGCCAGAUUGUCACAUCCUUUUUGAAAUGGAUCCUGUCUACCAAAAUACAAUUGUGAAUCUCCUGACUAUUGUUGGUAAUUCAAUGGGCCUAGUUAAUGCUUACAGCUGCAAGUUUAUAAAGUAUUGUACCAUGGUAGAAAAGGCCAAAAUCAUGAGUAUGAAAAUAUCAUCUAUGGGUGAAUUAACUUCAAAAGAAUUUGAAGCUAUUCUAAAUAGAUUCAGAAAUUAUUUUAGACAUAUUGUGAAUAUGGCCAUUGAGAAGCGUAUUGGUAUUUUCAAGGUUGUUGUGGAAUCAUCAUUGCAGCAGCUGGAAUGUGAUCCCACUGAAAUAGAAGAAUUCGUGGAGCAUUUUAUUUUUUUGAAUACAAUUUCCUCAAAAAUAUCUAAAUUAGAAAAAGAGUACUUAACAAUUUCUCAGCUAUAUUCUGUUGUAACCCAUCACCAGAUCCAUAUUUCAGAAGAGCAAAUUGCCAUAUUCCAAGUUCUUCAUAUUAAGUUUAGUCAACUAAAAUCAUCUAUGAAGUUAAGUAUAGUAAAUAAAGACACUGCUUUAACUAAAUUCAGAGAUAACUUGGAAGCAUGUAUCAGUGGUCUACGUGUUGAUGUUAGCAAUUUAAAAGCCAAGAUAAGAACUCCUCUUUUGUUAUGUGCUGGUACUCAAGUGUCAACGGCAAUGGAAAUGAUCCAGACUCUCUCAGGGGAAGCUGCAAGUUUAACUAACAAAGCUAAAGCAUAUUCAAGCUAUCAGGAUUGUUUCAGUGAUUCUCAAUCUCAUAUGCAUUCUAUUAAUGUGGAAGAAAUUACACAGAUUGUGCUUUCAGAGAUCUCUGACAUUGAAUGUGACUUGACUUUGAGGAAAAAAUUAUGGGAAGCACAAGAGGAGUGGAGGCAAGCCUCUUCGGAAUGGAGGAAUUGUUCUCUUCAAAGUAUUGAUGUUGAAUCAGUACAGAAAAAUGUUUCAAAACUGAUGAACAUAAUCUCGGUAUUAGAAAAAGAGAUUUACUCUAUCUUCAUAAUACCAUCUAUAGAUGACAUAUCAGCUCAGUUAGAAGAGUCUCAAGUCAUACUUGCAACAAUUAAAGGAUCUCCCCACAUUGGGCCCAUUAAGAGCCAGAUCAUGUUUUAUAAUGAUUGUAUUAAAAGUUUUGUGAGUUCUUAUUCAAGAGAAGAAUUGGAAAAAGUCCACGCUGGUCUGAUAUGUCAUCUAGAAGAGGUUGCAGAGCUGGUAGUGCUGGAUACUAGUAACUCUCGAACAAAAGCUGUACUAGGGGCACUGCUUACCCUUUAUGUUCACUGCAGAGAUAUAGUGAUAAAUUUACUACUUAAAAAUAUCUUCAAUGCAGAGGAUUUUGAGUGGACAAGACAUUUGCAAUAUAAAUGGAAUGAAAAACAAAAAUUGUGCUAUGUAUCUCAAGGAAAUGCCAGCUUUACUUAUGGCUAUGAGUACUUGGGCUGUACCUCAAGAUUGGUUAUUACACCUCUCACAGACCGAUGCUGGCUAACUCUCAUGGAAGCACUACACUUGAAUCUAGGAGGCUGUCCUGCUGGUCCAGCUGGUACAGGAAAAACUGAGACUGUCAAAGAUCUGGCAAAAUGUGCUCUGUUUGCAUUUAAAUGUAACACAGCCUUAAUAAAGUUUCCAAACUCACUUAUAGUUUUAACGUACUUUGAACUAGAGAAAACAGUGCUAGUGAUGAAUACUAUAAUGUCUUUUAGAUUUGUACUGGAAGGAAAAGAAAUUCGUAUCAAUAUGUCUUGUGCAGUAUUUAUCACCAUGAAUCCCAGAUACAAAGGUGGAGUAGAGCUCCCAGAUAACUUAAAAUCUCUGUUUCGCCCAGUGGCAAUGAUGGUGCCCCAUUAUCAAAUGAUUGCUGAAAUAAUAUUGUUUUCAUUUGGUUUCAAAUCUGCAAAGUCACUCUCUGAAAAGUUAACUAACCUUUAUGAAUUAGCGUGCAAACAGCUCUCACAACAGGAUCAUUAUAAUUUUGGCUUGAGAUCUCUGAAGAUAGUUUUAAUAAUGGCUGGAACGAAGAAACGGGAGUUUAAAUGUGAUACCAGUGACAAUCUUUCUGAAGCAGAUGAAACCUUGAUUGUUAUCGAGGCUAUAAGAGAAGCUAGUUUGCCAAAAUGUCCUCCUGAAGAUGUCCCACUUUUUGAAAAUAUUAUAGGAGAUAUUUUUCCAGAAGUGACAGUUUUAAAAGUAAAUCAACUUGCCUUGGAGAAAGUAAUAUGUAUUGCAACUCAGCAAUUGGGUUUACAAAACUGGUCAUCUCAGAAAGAGAAGAUUAUACAGUUUUAUAAUCAACUUCGGGUUUGUGUUGGUGUGAUGUUAGUGGGCCCAACAGGUGGAGGAAAGACAACAGUCAGAAAAAUUUUGGAAAAAGCAUUAACACUAUUACCAAUUGCAGACUUCUUAUCAGUUGCAGAAAGAAAAUCUGCUUCAAAGAUUUCAGGAAGAAAAGGAAAAGUAGACAUUUGUGUUUUAAAUCCAAAGUGUAUCACUCUCAGUGAACUAUAUGGACAACUGGAUCCUAAUACUAUGGAAUGGACUGAUGGAUUAUUAUCAGCAACAAUUCGAAGUUAUGUAUAUUUUAACACACCAAAGAACUCAAAGAAAGACAUUGAUCUCAGACUAAAGUCAAGAAUCUCAGAUUUAUCCAAUGUUUUCAAACUUGAUGCCUCUGAUAUGACAGAUACUGAUGAUAAUAUUUUUGAGGAGAUAGAGAAAGUUGUUAAAAUUCCAGAAAAUCACAAUUUUGAUUGGCAGUGGAUUAUCUUAGAUGGCCCAGUGGACACCUUUUGGGUAGAAAAUCUGAACUCUGUGCUAGAUGAUACUAGAACAUUAUGCCUAGCAAACAGUGAGAGAAUAGCUUUAACUAAUAAAAUAAGAGUGAUUUUUGAAGUGGACAGUCUCUCUCAGGCCAGUCCUGCUACUGUCAGCCGAUGUGCCAUGGUCUAUAUGGAUCCUGUUGAUCUGGGAUGGGAGCCUUAUGUUAAGUCAUGGCUUCUGAAAACUUCUAAAAUUAUAAGUCAAUCAGGAGUGGAUUGUCUUGAAUUCAUGAUUAAAAAUAGUGUCACAGACGGACUACAAUUUAUAAAGAAUCGUCAGAAAUUCCAGCCAUAUCCUAUGGAGGACAUAACAGUCAUCAUAACCCUCUGCAGAAUUCUUGAUGCUUUCUUUGACUUCAUGGGUAAAAAUGGAGGAUUUGAACAAAGUAAUGAUUUGAGUGACACGUCAUCUAAGGAGGCAAAUUCUCGAAGAAAUUCUGUCACAUUCAAGGAUAUAGAAAAGAGGGAUGAAAAUACAUGGUAUCCAGAGAAAUAUCCUGAUAAAUUAACAAAAAUUAUUCAAAAGCUUUUUGUGUUUGCCUUUACUUGGGCAUUUGGAGGAGCUUUAAACCGUGAAGAUGAACACAGAGAAAAUAUACCAUUUUGUCCCAGUUUUGAACCUGAUUCUCUUGCAAAAGUAACAUACGAUUUUGACAAACUUAUUCAUGAAUUAUUUGGAAGCAAUUCACAAGUAGGCAUCGACCUACCAACUGGUGAAUGUUCUAUCUUUGGAUAUUUUGUGGAUAUAGAGCAAUGUGAAUUCAUACCUUGGUCAGAGUUAGUUCCUAAUGAUCAGACACUAAUUCAAAGAGAUAAUCCCACUAAAAAGCCAGAAGUUAGAACUGAUAAAAAGUUACUUAAAAAUCAUGGUCAUAAAGGAGUUGUAGUCUCUACAAUAAAUUUUAGCACCAAUAUGACAGCUGCCAAAACCAAAGAGAUGAUUCUUAAGAAGUUAAUAAGAAGAACUAAAGAUACUCUUGGAGCACCAAAAAACAACAGGAUUAUAGUAUUUAUUGAUGAUAUGAAUAUGCCAGUAUCGGAUACGUAUGGAGCACAACCACCCCUGGAAUUGAUAAGACAAUUGUUAGAUUUGGGAGGGGUUUAUGAUACUGCAAAAAAUACAUGGAAGAAUAUUCAAGAUCUGUCUAUAGUUGCAGCUUGUGUUCCAGUUGUGAAUGAUAUCAGCCCACGUCUUCUCAAACACUUUUCCAUGCUGGUAUUACCUCAUCCUUCACAAGACAUCUUAUGUACUAUUUUCCAGAUUGGAAUAGAUGGAUGUGGGAAAAAAACAUGUGCAACCUUGGCCUGUUAUCUGACAGAUAACAAACUAUACCGAGUGCCUAUAUCUCACAAAUGUGCCUACAUCGAAUUCAAAGAAGUUUUUAAAAAGGUGUUUAUUCACGCAGGAUUAAAAGGGAAACCCACUGUUCUGAUGGUUCCCAAUUUAAACAUAGAGCAAGAUUUAUUUUUAGAAGAUUUGAACUAUAUCAUCAAUUCAGGAAGAAUACCUGACCUGUUUGAAAAUGUUGAGCUGGAUUCUAUUGCGAUGAAAAUCAGAUCUCUUACUGAACAGUCUGGUCAUAUGGAUAAUAGGCAAUCUUUACUUUCACUCUUUCAAAAGAGAAUAUAUAAAAAUCUUCAUAUUUUUGUGAUCAUGAGUCCUGAAGGACCUAGCUUCCGCCAAAAUUGUAGAGUAUAUCCUUCUAUGAUUAGCUCCUGCACGAUUGAUUGGUACGAGAGGUGGCCAGAAGAAGCUCUCCUUAUUGUAGCUAACUCAUUCUUAAACGAAAAAGUCAAUUUUGAGAACAGAGAGAACUUGAAAGAAAAACUUGCCCCAACCUGUGUCCAAAUCCACAAAAGCAUGAAAGACUUGAACAGAAAAUACUUUGAAGAAACUGGAAGAUUUUAUUAUACCACUCCCAGUAGCUACUUGCAAUUUAUGGAAACAUUUGCACACAUUUUGAGGGCACGAGAGGAAGAGAUGCAAACAAAGAGGGAUCGCUUCCAUAUGGGUCUAUCCACAAUCCUGGAAGCAACCACACUAGUUACAGAAAUGCAAGAAGAGCUCUUGAUUCUUGGCCCUCAAGUAGAACAAAAAACAAAGGAAACAGAAACUCUAAUGGAAAAACUACGGAAAGAUUCACAAGUAGUUGAGAAAGUUCAGAUGCUUGUUAAACAGGAUGAAGAAAUUGUGGCAGAAGAAGUAAGAAUUGUGGAAGAUUAUGCUCAG